GAAAGUAUCGUCGGCUUGUAUAUGGUGUAAGGUUCAUCGCAAUCGGCCUCGUGUUCCCCGAGAAGCUCCGUUGCCGCUGCAACGACUUACCGCACAUCUUCGCCCUUUCAGCUUUGUGGGAGUUGACUACAUGGGACCCUUUGAAGUGGCUGUUGGACGCCGGAAUGAAAAACGUUGGAUCGCAUUGUUCACCUGUUUAGUAACUCGAGCGGUGCAUUUAGAGGUGGCGCACGGGCUAACAACACAGUCCUGUUUGAUGGCGAUAAGUCGCUUCAUCGGGCGACGAGAUUGGCCGAUUGAGUUCCUCUCGGAUAACGGGACCAAUUUCCAAGGGGCUAGCAAAGAGUUGUUGGCACAGCUCAAAGGAAUUGAGUUUGAUUGCGCUGAACAAUACACAAACGCGAGAACGAGGUGGACAUUCAACCCACCCGCGGCACCCCAUAUGGGUGGCGUAUGGGAGCGUCUGGUACGAUCGGUGAAAGAGAUAUUGAGAGCAAUUAACGACGGAAGACGGCUUACGGACGAGAUUCUUCAGACGUCCAUCGUAGAAGCAGAGGACAUAAUAAAUUCACGUCCGCUAACAUACGUGUCACAAGACUCAGAAGAAGUGGAUGCGUUGACCCCAAACCAUUUUUUGCGAGGUCCUCCAUCUAAGCAACGAAACGUAACGAGUCCACCACCGCAUCCGGCUGAAGCACUUCGUGAUACGUACAAACGAACGCAGCAGUUAGCUAGUGAGUUGUGGCAGCGCUGGAUCAGGGAAUAUGUUCCAUCAAUAAACCAACGAACCAGGUGGUUUGGCGAAACGAAACCGUUGAAAGCAGGCGAUUUGGUGUACAUCGUCGAAGGCAACAAUCGGAAAUGCUGGGUCCGCGGCAUAGUGGAGGAACCUAUAGUGUCGAGCGAUGGUCGUAUACGGCAAGCAUGGGUCCGUACCAGGACCAAGCGGUACAGACGAGCGGCAGCAAACUUGGCCGUGUUGGAAUUAGACGAUGGUAACUCUGAACCGAAUGGUACCUUCGGAUCAGGGUUACGGGUCGGGGAAUAUGUUGGGAACACUGCCAUGCCGCUGCAAUAAGAUGGGUGCCGCUGCGAAGAGAUAAAUAUGCGCCACAAGGGUGUGUUGACAGAAGGAAAGGAAGACGUCAAACGACAUAGAUGAGUGAGAUAGAGAGUGAUAGAAUGAUUUAGUUGUCAGUGGACGGAAAAAGGUAAAUAAUAAAAAUAAAGGAGGUUAGAUUAAAGCGAGUGAUAGGAAAGACUAAUUAAAAUUAAUUUGCUGAACGUUGAUUGUUAGCGGUCAUACCAGUAAAAACAAAGGCGAUUAAUUAGUACGCACAACUCGCAUCGGAAAGUUCGGAACGGAGAAUAAAACUUAUACUACGGUUAAAAUCAGCUUCGUUCGAAACGGAGAAUAAAACUUAUACUACGGUUAAAAUUUGGAUAGUACGGAGAAGUAGUGAGGAGGAGAAAAUCAGACUAAAGAAACACUAAAUGUGAGUAAAACUAUUGAGUAAAAUUUGCCUAUUUCUAAAUUUAAACCUAACAUUGUUAAAACAAGUAAAACUUAUUUGCUAACAGUGAACAUUUAAAAUACAUUUUAGCUUUGAUCGGCUUAUAGUAAACGUCGAUU
Molecule: messenger RNA, 1633 nt
Organism: Topomyia yanbarensis
Lineage: Eukaryota; Metazoa; Arthropoda; Insecta; Diptera; Culicidae
Exons: 2
Coding region: 131-1078 (315 amino acids)
Biological process (GO): DNA integration
Molecular function (GO): nucleic acid binding
Source: RefSeq, a predicted model, not a curated record